AUGGCGUCCAAAGUUCCCGUCAUAGUCUUCACAGAGGAAAGUGUGGAACCCGGGACCAAGUCUUGGAUGAGAGCUUGCGAUGAAAUCGUGCGGGCUCUGGAACAUCACGGGUGCUUCGUAGCCGAGUAUGAGGGUUUCCCUCCGGAGCUUCGCGACCCGAUCUUUUGCGCCGCAAAGGAGCUCUUUGAUCUCCCUCACGAGACCAAGGUUCGGAACCCAGAUAGCGCCUACUCAAAGGGUUACAUACCCCACUAUCCAGGAACUCCUUUGCUUGAAGGUCUGAACCUUGAUGGUGCUGAGAAACUCGAAGCUUGUGAGACGUUCACAGCUCUCAUGUGGCCAUCUGGGAAUGCUCGCUUCUGCAAAACUGCUCAUUCCUACACGAGGGAGAUAGCUAAAUUGGAGAAAACGGUGACGAGGAUGGUGUUCGAAGGCUAUGGCGUGGGGGGCUACUGCAACUCUCACACCGAGUCCACCACAUACCUCCUGCGCAUCUUGAAGUACAAGAAACCCGGCGAAGACGAGGUUAACAUCAACUCGGUCGCCCACACGGACAAGACCUUCCUGUCCAUUCUGUAUCAGAACAAUGUGAAGGGCUUGGAGGUGAUGACAAAGGAUGGAGAAUGGGUCACCUUCGAGCCCUCGCCUUCGUCUUUCAUGGUCAUGGCCGGCGAUCCAUGCGUGGGAUGGAGCAAUGGAAGGAUCAAAGCUUGUUUCCAUCGGAUCAACGUGAGAGAAGAAGGGUUGGUGAGGUACUCGCUCGGCGUCUUCUCCUAUAAUACAGGAACAAUAGAGAUACCCAAGGAGCUCAUAGACAAAGACCACCCUCAACAGUUCACAUCAUUCAAUCAUGUUGAUUUCCUUCGUUUCUACGACAGGAGCCAGGAUCGCACGAAGGGUCAUUGCCUCAUCAAAGCCUAUUGUGGAGUCUAAAGCCUAUUGUGAAGCUAUUGGGGCACAACAUGGCUAUCGAAUAAAAUUUCAGCCAAGUUCAUGAUCUUGCAGCAUGUAUCUUUGUAUUGCUUGGCCAGAAAGAACUUUGUAUUGUACCAUUGUUAAGAAUGAAGCGUGUAUCGUACCAUAUUUAAGUAUGAAGCAUGAGUUGUGGUAACCAGUGGAUCUUUUGGACAAGAUGAUG
This is a messenger RNA of Rhodamnia argentea, 1138 nucleotides long. Its product is annotated as probable 2-oxoglutarate-dependent dioxygenase AOP1. NCBI's taxonomy places the organism in Eukaryota, Viridiplantae, Streptophyta, Magnoliopsida, Myrtales, Myrtaceae. The record is from RefSeq and is a predicted model, not a curated record. The transcript is spliced from 3 exons. The coding region runs from base 1 to 933 and encodes 310 amino acids. Gene Ontology annotation, molecular function: dioxygenase activity.